Phalaenopsis equestris is the source of this 1027-nucleotide messenger RNA. Its product is annotated as serine/threonine-protein kinase tricorner-like. The coding region runs from base 68 to 1027 and encodes 319 amino acids. Gene Ontology annotation, biological process: intracellular signal transduction; peptidyl-serine phosphorylation. Lineage: Eukaryota; Viridiplantae; Streptophyta; Magnoliopsida; Asparagales; Orchidaceae. The record is from RefSeq and is a predicted model, not a curated record. The transcript is spliced from 6 exons. Gene Ontology annotation, molecular function: ATP binding; protein serine/threonine kinase activity.
CAUCUUUUUUUUCUUCUGUAUUCAGGUGAGAUUAUGCAGGGAGAAGAGUACUGGUAAUGUAUAUGCAAUGAAGAAAUUGAAAAAAUCUGAGAUGCUUAGAAGAGGACAGGUAGAGCAUGUUAAAGCUGAAAGGAAUCUUCUUGCAGAGGUUGAUAGUGCCUGUAUUGUUAAACUCUAUUGUUCUUUCCAAGAUGAUGAGUAUUUGUAUCUUAUAAUGGAGUAUCUUCCUGGAGGUGACAUGAUGACUUUACUGAUGCGCAAGGACACCUUAACAGAAGAUGAGGCCAGGUUCUAUGUUGCGGAGACUGUAUUGGCCAUUGAAUCUAUACAUAAACACAAUUACAUACAUAGGGAUAUUAAACCAGAUAACUUAUUGUUAGAUCGAAAUGGCCAUAUGAAGCUGUCAGAUUUUGGUUUGUGCAAACCUUUGGAUAGUAGUAGCUUUCCAAACCUGACCGAGCCUGAUCAUGGAGUGGGUACCAAGGCUCCAUUAGAUGGUCAUAAGCAUUUGAGCACAUCUACUGCACCAAAGCGUACACAACAGGAGCAGUUAUUACAUUGGCAAAAGAAUAGACGGAUGCUGGCCUAUUCAACUGUGGGAACACCUGAUUACAUUGCACCUGAAGUUCUGCUGAAAAAAGGAUAUGGCAUGGAGUGUGAUUGGUGGUCUCUUGGUGCAAUUAUGUAUGAAAUGCUUGUUGGUUACCCACCAUUUUACUCCGAAGACCCAAUGUCUACCUGCAGGAAGUAUCCAAAGGCAAGUGGUGUUCCGGUUGUAUCUCAUUUCGAGGUGGUGAUUCACUCUCAAGGUUUGAGUGGUGCUCUGGUUGUACCUCCAGAGGGGGUAUUUCUUUUGACUUCCUAUCCUCCCCAUCCUUCCCUCUACAACCAUCAUCACUGUAACUAUUGCAGUUAUUCCAAGGACUACACCUUUGUUGUUUAUGUAGCCACCUCAGCCUCCCCUACCCCAUUUCCUUACUUGCAGUUUCUUGCAGCUGCUUACCAUCAAGCUGCAUCUCCUGUUUGA